UGGAACUGGUUGCUCUCAUGGCUGCUGUGGAUCCUGCCGUGACCCCCGAGGAGGUGGCUCUGCUGGAGCUGGGGAAGGUGGCCCUGGACAAGGUGCCACCAGCCCCAGAUGAACACCUGGGAGACCCUGAUGCCACCCUGCCAUGGGACCAGUGUCAGCACAAUGCCCAGGGCCAGCCAGAGCUCAUGGAGACAAAGAGGCGCUCGAGUCCUGAGGGGGGCCAUGAAGACCCAGAGGAAGCUGUUCCCACCUGCCCCACAGCCGAGGCCGAAGAUGAGGAAGUCCCCCAGCUGCCUGUGAUGGCAGCCCACGUCUUUGUGCCCAUUGACCCUCAGUGCAUCGAGCAGAAUCCCUUCAAGCAGAAGCAGCACCCGACCCCAUGGCCCCAGGAGGAGGGCAGGGGGGACCAUGUUCCCCCCAGUGACAGACCCAGUAGCCACCACCACAAGCAGGUCUUCUUCCCCCUUGGCCCUUCGCGCUACCGGGACCCACUGGGCUUUGAGGGGCGCGUGGUCAAGCCCCCAGCUGCGGAGUCCCAGUGCCCAUGUGCCAGGGACUGUGGCACUGAUAAUCUCAAGGCUGUGGCAUCGGUGGCAGGGGCCCUGCUUCUCUGCCCUUGCCUCAUCUAUGGAGCCUACAUCUUCUUACCCUUCGAUGCCCCACUGCUGCCCACCACCAGCGCCCGCCUGGUCUACACAUUGCGCUGCACCGCCUUUGCCACCUUCCCCAUCGUGCUGGGAAUGAUCGUCAGCGGCAUCUCCCGCCUCUGCUCCUCCGCCCUGGAGCCCUUCGGAGAGCUCCACAGGGAGGUGGAGAUCCACCGCACUUACGUCUCCCAGUCUGUCCACCUCUUCAUCCUCUACUUCUUCAACAUGGCUGUUCUGGCCACCUACCUCCCACAGGAGCUCCUCAAGCUCAUUCCACUGCUCACAGGGCUCUUCGCCAUCUCCCGGUUGAUUUUCUGGGUGUCCUACGCCAUCGGCCGCUCCUUCCGUGCCUUCGGCUUCAGCAUGACCUUCCUGCCGCUCCUGGCCAUGCUGAUCUGGAACCUGUAUGGCUUGUUCAUCCUGGAGCCUGAGAGCCUCCUCUCUGUGGCAGCACCAACAUCUGAGGGCCACUCCAAGGAGAGCCGAGCCAAGCUCCGGCACUGGGGGUGAGGGAGGCCAGGAGAUGGGGUGCCUGAGCCCUAAAAGCUUGAGCCUUCCUUAAUGCCCUGCCUCAAGAGUCCUGACAGCACAGGACUAGCAGAUCCAGCUGUGCCCCUGCUCCCUGCCUGGACACAGUGAGGUUUUGCUGGGCUCA
Molecule: messenger RNA, 1302 nt
Organism: Catharus ustulatus (Swainson's thrush)
Lineage: Eukaryota; Metazoa; Chordata; Aves; Passeriformes; Turdidae
Gene: TMEM79
Product: transmembrane protein 79
Exons: 3
Coding region: 18-1157 (379 amino acids)
Biological process (GO): regulated exocytosis
Cellular component (GO): trans-Golgi network membrane; lysosomal membrane
Source: RefSeq, a predicted model, not a curated record